Molecule: messenger RNA, 1008 nt
Organism: Fibroporia radiculosa
Lineage: Eukaryota; Fungi; Basidiomycota; Agaricomycetes; Polyporales; Fibroporiaceae
Exons: 3
Coding region: 1-1008 (335 amino acids)
Molecular function (GO): protein binding
Source: RefSeq, a predicted model, not a curated record
AUGACCAUCCAAGUGUGGGAUGGACACACAAGACAACAACUGGGCAAGCCUCUCAAAGGUCAUACAAACUGGGUCACAUCUAUCGCAAUCUCACACGACAGGAAGCGAAUUGUGUCCGGUUCAAGCGACAACACCAUACGAGUGUGGAAUGCGGAUCAGGGUCAGCAGCUGGGCUCGCCUCUCCUAGGCCAUACUGAUAGGGUUACAUCUGUCGCGAUGUCCCACGACGGGCGGCGAAUUGUAUCUGGCUCGAACGACAAGACCAUACGAGUUUGGAAUACAGACACGGAGCAGCAGUUGGCCUCCGUACUCUCAGGUCAUACAGAUAUCGUCACGUCUGUCGCAAUGUCUCGCGACAGGCGGAGAAUAGUGUCAGGAUCGGAUGACAACACCAUCCGAGUCUGGGAUGCGGAGAUGGCGAAACAGGUAGGCUUACCUCUUGAGGGCCAUACAGACUGGGUUACAUCUGUCGCAAUGUCGCAUGAUGCACGGAGGAUUGUGUCCGGUUCGUUUGACACCACCAUCCGAGUGUGGAGUAUAGCUUACGCUGAUAAUGACGUAGAGCUAUGUGCGCUGGACAUGCAUAUCGAGACUGCGGAGCGCGAUAUCGAUAUCUUCGCCUCAAGUCUCCAUCUCGAAGACAGGAGGCUCGAGGAGGAAAGGAUCUUCGAGGAAGGAGUGUGCCAGGAACAACUCCGUCCCGAGGGAAACAUGCGCCUAGAGCGACUUCGUUCUGAAGAAAGCGCGCACUCGAAAACCCGCAAUGAAUAUCGACACUGUGCAAGGGCGAACGUGCCGCAGUUCUCUCGUCUACCUGAUCAGGAAGGUUGGGUUACUGGCCCGGGAGGCCAGCUUCUACUCUGGGUUCCAAUCCAACUCAUGGACCGGUCACGGAUGUAUGCUCCAGGGAAUGCUUUGGUGAUUCCGAAUGACGGUUUGCAGCUAGACCUGAGUCAAUUUGCACACGGAAAGGCCUGGCACGAAUGCUAUAAUCCCAACGGAGUGUAA